This is a messenger RNA of Colletotrichum lupini, 330 nucleotides long. RefSeq lists its product as uncharacterized. The record is from RefSeq and is a predicted model, not a curated record. The transcript is spliced from 3 exons. NCBI's taxonomy places the organism in Eukaryota, Fungi, Ascomycota, Sordariomycetes, Glomerellales, Glomerellaceae. Bases 1 to 330 code for a protein of 109 amino acids.
AUGAGACCACUACACCAUUUUGAGGGUAUAGAGUCAACCCAUAGUCUGUUCGACGAGGAAGUAUUUUCUACGUCUGCUCUCACGUUCUGCGAACAACUACCUGCUAGUUACCAGCGAUCUGAUCGACCUACACUGAUUUUCGACUUUCCAUCGAACCCAAAAGUCCAAAGAUUCAAGUUUCACGUCUUUGAAUCCUUUCUGUAUGAUACCUUGCAGGAAGUACAAUCUUAUAGACCUACACAUGGCCUGUCUUCAGAAUGGGAUACUGAAGGGCAUCCCGCUGGGAAUCUGACCGUCGUUGCGGAGUACUGGAUCAACCGAUACGAUUGA